AUGGGUAUCCCCAAAUUCUUCCGCUGGCUGUCAGAGCGAUAUCCGCUCAUCAACCAGGACAUUAAGGCUGGUACAAUAUUUCCUGAGUUUGAUAAUCUCUACUUGGACAUGAACGGGAUCAUUCAUCCAUGUACGCACGGAAACGACGGCGAAGUGGUGAGGAUGACGGAGAACGACAUGUUCGUGGCCAUAGGAAAGUUUGUGGAUGAGCUCAUGAAGGUGGUGAGGCCACAGAGAUUGCUGUUUCUUGCUGUAGAUGGCUGUGCUCCUCGCGCAAAGAUGAACCAACAAAGGCAGAGAAGGUUUCGUGCUGCGUCUGAACUGUCAAAGUCACUUAUGAAUGCAAGAGAACGAGGGGAAGAAAUUCCGCAGGAUCCUUUCGACUCGAAUUGCAUUACGCCAGGAACACAAUUUAUGGCCCGUCUGACAAACUUCCUCAACUAUUUCAUUCAGUCAAAGAUCAAGGACGACCCGAUAUGGGCCAAAGCAAAGAUUAUUCUGUCUGGAGCUGAAGUGCCUGGUGAAGGUGAACAUAAGAUUAUGGAAUACAUCCGUCGAGAGAAAAGUCAAGAAAGUUGGCCUUCAAACCUUCGUCACUGUAUUUUCGGGAAUGAUGCCGACUUGAUUAUGCUCUCUCUCGCGACUCACGAGCCGCACUUUGCGCUCUUAAGGGAAACAUAUGAUGCCCAACAAGGCGGAGAUAGAGGAGAAGAACCGAUCCAAAGGUUUUCAGCUCCUUCAUAUUGGAAUCCUGCGUGA
Guillardia theta CCMP2712 is the source of this 759-nucleotide messenger RNA. RefSeq lists its product as hypothetical. Gene Ontology annotation, cellular component: nucleus. The record is from RefSeq and is a predicted model, not a curated record. Gene Ontology annotation, molecular function: RNA binding; 5'-3' RNA exonuclease activity. Gene Ontology annotation, biological process: nuclear-transcribed mRNA catabolic process. Lineage: Eukaryota; Cryptophyceae; Pyrenomonadales; Geminigeraceae. Bases 1 to 759 code for a protein of 252 amino acids. The transcript has 2 exons.